Messenger RNA from Amorphotheca resinae ATCC 22711, 1038 nucleotides. RefSeq lists its product as hypothetical. Bases 261 to 947 code for a protein of 228 amino acids. The transcript is spliced from 2 exons. Lineage: Eukaryota; Fungi; Ascomycota; Leotiomycetes; Helotiales; Amorphothecaceae. The record is from RefSeq and is a predicted model, not a curated record.
GGAACAGCUUAAUCGAUAUCGGAAUCUCGACAUGACUAUUUUCUAUUUCCGUCUUUGGACCUGAGCAGUGCUGUUAUAGCCUGAGCUAUGGGUGAGCCGAACCUGAGGUUGGCUGAGCAAGUACGCCCAGGAGGUGAGCUCAUGGUGGACAGUGUUUCACCUGAUUAUAACCGCCUUACGCCGCAAUAAGCGCCGCACAACAAGCUUAGAGGAGUGACUUCAGAAACCAACGUGCACUUUUGCGCUCAGCGGCUUCCACAAUGGACCAUGCACCUCCGCCUCCACCUUCACCUCCACCCUCAUCUCGUCGAGAAGACAAAAUUUCGAUACCAAAUACUGCAAUGCCGCCUCCACCUUUACCUCCACCUCCACCUCCACCUCCACCUCCACACCUGUUCAAAUCAUCAAGACCGGCGAGGAUAGUACCCCCACCUCCUCCAGUACCUUCUGGAGCGUUUGAGCCCAUAGACAAAGCACACUACUGGCAGUUCCUCAAAGACACGAAAGCAAACAUGCCCGGUGAACCCUUCCAGCCAUUCCACAUGUUCUUCUACGGUUCACUCAUGGACUCUGAGGUCCUCCAAUCAAUUCUCGAUCUCCCGGAACUCCCGACUACAAGGCCUGCUACCAUUUCUGGUUUCCUUAUCAAAAUGUGGGGCAUAUAUCCAACAUUGAUACCGUGCCACUCUGGAAGCGUAACUGGGACUGUGUGGAAGGUGACCUCGGAAGCCCACUUCGACCGUUUGGUAGCUUACGAGACUGCCGCUUACAGAUGGGACGAGUGUGAUGCAGUUUUGGAAGGUGGAGAGGUUCUCAGGAAUUGUCGGACGUUCUGCUGGGCAGGGGAACCUGAUAGUAAGGAACUUGAAGACGGUAGUUUCGAUUUGGAACGCUAUCAGAAAUACUUCAAGUCUUCCAUCACUAGGCGGCGGUUGCCAGUGCCGUAGGAAACGGUUUAAAGCGGUGGAUGCAAGGUUCGUUCCAUAAUUCUCUUGAGCAGGAUAAAUAUCAUUUAAAAUCUCUUCUGCUCUCUCGCUC